AUGCCUCUUUAUAAGGGAGAACUUCGUUUAGGAGCAGAUUUUGCCCAAAUGAUGGCAGAGAAGCAUUAUGAUCCAAGUGAAGAUGACACAUGCUUGGUUUGGCAAGUUGAAGUCUAUCCAGCAGCGAAAUCAGAAACAAAUACACAGAACCUACAUGAGUAUUUGGUGGAUGGCGAUAAAGCUGUCCGAAUUGAAAGAAACACGAAGAAAUUUAUGUGGGAAAAGAACUUUCAGGCUAAGACGGAUGAACUUAUUGCUGAAGAGGAUGCUGACGAUAAACAAUUCGAUAAGGUGUACUUGGAUCAUGAGACAACAGUGCCUGGCUUCAAGUUCUCCAAUUUUGAUUUAAUCGCCUUGGAUUCAGAUUUGCAAGAGGCUGCGAAGUUGAAGCUCACUUCCGAGUUCGACAUUUUCUCAUUCUUGAAAGUGAGCUCUUUGCCUUACUCCUAUUUUACAGAUGAAACGUCAUUUAUCGUCCCAGAGAAAUCGUCUUCUUUCAAAAAUACGCUCAUCCACUUUGCAUUCUGCCAAACGCUCUAUGAAAAGGGAAUCGCACCGGUGGCUCGGUUCGUUCGCAAGCAAGCAAAAGAAGUUGAGGUCGGCGCCCUAGUUCCUGUGAAAGUGAAAUAUGGUGCAACUUUUUCAUACUGUUAUAUUUUCGUUCGCUUGCCGUUUAAAGAGGAUGAGAAAAUAGGAAACUUUGCCAAACUACUGCAACGACAGAAAGAAGAUCAUCAUAAAACAAAUGAUGAUGCUUCCAAAAAGGAUAGCCUUAUGGAUGAUUUUAUCAAUAUGCGAACUUAUGUUGGAGAUGAUGACCUAGAUGAAACCAAGGAUUUUAAGUCAACGAUAGACAACUUUAAAGUGACUAUGAAAACAUCAGAGUCAUCAAAGUUGAGUUUACCACUGACAUUCAAAUCAUCGGACCCAUUUCUAUGUAAUUCUCCGGCGACGAACAAAUUCUCGUUGUAUUUGCGGAAAGCAUUGCUUAGAUCUUUGGAAAUUGAGGACUGGGUCACAUAUUGUCAAGAUGAAAGGUUUGUUGAGAAAGUAUUACGUGAGAAUCAACAUUCCACAAACUUGUUUAAUCUUGAAAAUGCGUUGUUGACGAAUUCCACCGCUCCGCUUAAAUGGAUCAAGGAGAAAGCUGAUAAGUCUCAUACGACGAGCAAAAGACUAGUUGAGGCAUUUGACAUAAAGUACGUGCGCAAGAUCGAUGUGAAGAAGUCAAGAGGGAAUAAAAAUGAUGUUAUUUUCCAACAAAAAGGAAAUUACGGUGCUGACGAAGGUGACUAUGAUGCGGUGCCUGAUUUUGAUUUCUAA
Messenger RNA from Clavispora lusitaniae ATCC 42720, 1323 nucleotides. RefSeq names its product ATP-dependent DNA helicase (gene YKU80). Lineage: Eukaryota; Fungi; Ascomycota; Pichiomycetes; Serinales; Metschnikowiaceae. Gene Ontology annotation, biological process: double-strand break repair via nonhomologous end joining; telomere maintenance. The record is from RefSeq and is a predicted model, not a curated record. Gene Ontology annotation, molecular function: double-stranded DNA binding; telomeric repeat DNA binding. Gene Ontology annotation, cellular component: Ku70:Ku80 complex.